AUGUCUGCCUCCAUGCCUCCAUGCCUAAGAAGUCUUAGACAUGAUUUAUUAUACUAUAAGACUGCUAAACAUUCCCUAUUCUUGUUACCAAUUGUCAUUCCUUGAAAGGAAUGGUUAGUGUGAGAAGCUUAUCUGCUUACGUAAACAUAUUUAUAGGCCUACGGCCUAAUUUGAGACGGAAUUUGUGUAACUUCAAAAAAGAGGUACCACUGACAGUGACACAGACACUGAAAAUGUGUUCAUCCUCAGGAAGUAGUUGUGUAGGUCUCGUAGGAAGUUAUGAAGAGUCACAGCUUCAGGAAAUAGGUGUAACGUCCAUAGAAAGCAAUAGCGCCGCCCGUGAAGAUGUCGCACCGCUAAAAAACGUGGAACCCAUCUCUAAAAAGGCACGUAAGAGGCAACUCAGAAGACAGCGCAUGGAAGAAGCGAAAAAGAGGAAAAUAGAGAAGAAAGAGAAAAAGUGUGUUUUUGAUGAUGAAAAGUUUAGUGAAACUUCAUAUUAUACUGAGAAUGGUCUUCGAAAGGUAUACCCAUACAAUUUCACAUUUUCAACUUACGCAAAAGGCCGUUGGGUUGGCAAGAAGCUGUAUGAUGUGAUGACAAAAGAAUUUCGGUCAUAUACACCGGAACGUUAUGAAAGAAAUAUCAAUAAUGGAGCGAUAUUAAUAAAUGGAGAACCAACCACAUUGGAUCAUCUAUUAACAGAUAAGGAUCUUAUAUCCAACACAGUACAUAGGCAUGAGUUGGCCGUUACUAUGGACCCUAUUGAUAUUCUGCAUCUAUCGGACGAUCUAUUGGUGAUCGACAAACCUUCCUCAAUUCCUGUGCACCCAUGCGGCAGAUAUCGACACAACUCUAUCAUUUUCAUCCUGGGCAAACAGUACGGACUCAAAGAAUUACGAACGAUUCACAGACUGGAUCGGCUGACGUCUGGAGUGCUCAUAUUCGCGAGGGAGUGGCAGCGAGCCAACCAGAUGACGAAGGAGCUCGUGAACAGGGAUGUGGAAAAGACCUACGUCUGUCGCGUCGCGGGAAAAUUCCCAGAUGGGAUCAUUACUGUUGACCAGCCGUUGGAUUGCAUCUCUCAGAAGAUUGGCAUAUUCUGGGUGCAGCCGACCGGAAAGACGGCGCAGACCGACUUUGAACGACUGAGCUACAACGGAAAGACGAGCGUUGUGAGAUGCUCCCCGCGCACAGGCAGGACGCACCAGAUCCGAGUGCACCUGCAGUUCCUUGGCCACGCCAUCAUCAACGACCCCAUCUACAACAGCGACGUGUGGGGCCCGAACGCAGGCCUCGGGGGCAAAUACGACAAGACCAAGGACGAGAUCAUCAGAGACAUGCUGAUCGCACACGACAGGGAUGCGUUUGCCGACGACCUUGACCCGGACAACGAGGUCGCGACCCUUGGUGGAGAGGUCACGACCCUGGAUGGAGAGGUCGCAACCCCUGGGCUCGAGGUGCUUGCGAACGCCGCGGCGAGCGUUGGUGAUUCCGCGCACCACAGCGCGAUCCAAAAGCCGACGACUCCGCCACCAUCACCGACGGCUGCUGGCGCGUACCCCACGCGCAGAGCCCCACCACCGUCCCCGCCAGCCGCCGCCGGCGCGUCCCCCACGCGCAGAGCCCCAAGCGGCGGCACGAGCCGGUGUGACUGGCGGCAGACGCUCGACCGGUACAUCGCUGCUGCGGCGAGCGCACCGAUCAGGACGAUGCUAGAGGGCGCUGCCACACGGACGCCGGCGGCGUUCAACGCGGCGGGGGCGCCGGCGGACGACGGCUGUGACGAGUGCAGGCGCUCGUACCGCGACCCGGUGCCGAGCGAGCUGGUCAUGUACCUGCACGCGCUCAGCUACAAGGGUAAAGACUGGAGUUACUCAACAAAGAUGCCAGAGUGGGCCAGUGAAGAAUGGAUUGCCACAGAUCCAAGCGACGCUUCAUGACCAUUGACGUUAAUUUUGUUGUGGUGAUAAUUUUAUGCUCAGCGUGCCGUAACGAUAGUAAAAACAAUGUCGGUCGUGCGCUUUUGAAAAUGUUGCCGUGCAUACAGGGGAAAUAUGGAAUUGCGAUAAAUAAAACAAAAACAAUAAACAUAUAAAGAUGUAAUGCUUGUCUGUAUUUUCUCGUGUUGCUGCAUAGCAACGACAAAAAAUACUUUAUACGCGAGUCUCCUGACCCAGAAUACAUAAAGACCGAUGCUAUGAUGAUUACGAGACAAUCGAAAAAGCACUAUUUAGCGUGAACAACUGCCUUUACGCUAACAUUGCGUCGAAACACGAGACUCUUCGGCAAGAAAGUUGCGGAUCAUUCGAUUCACUGGUUUCACAAUGUACACGUUGAGAACCAAAAAAAAAAGAUGGCGAAUCUGGAUUAUGCCCUCCUUGAGAAUGCACCGAUUGUACGCUCUGCAUCAUUACGCGCAGCAACUACUGACCGAGAAUGUAACACGUUUACAAUCUGGUUAAUCGUGUUUAAUCGGUACCGAAAAAUCCUCCUUAUCACAAUAAAUGUAAAUAAAUCGACGAUAUAUACGCCGGACUUCAUGCGUCGAUGCUCGUGUAAGCGUUGGAUGUAGCGAGAUAUAUAUAUAUAUAUAUAUAAUUGUUGCGUGUACAUACGCUGCGUGACUAGGGUUACACGGAGUAAACAUACGUGCAUGGCCUACGUGAAGAAUAGAAACUGCUUCGUGAGAUCUGUGCGGGUUGGCCGCGCCUGCAGUGGCAGCCACGCCUUCCACAGCUGUCCGCAUGUGCAGAGCCAAAACGUGACCAACUGUGCGGUAAGAGAUUGCAUCCAAGCGUGCAUCGAACACUGCAUCGUAAAUUUCAGAAUGUGCGCAGGACCACCAAACACGAUAUGUAUAUAAAGCUACAUAAUAAAUAACAAGCGUACGAAUAUAGCGACCGAAUUUAUAUGCGUUGCACGUAAAGUAGGCCAUUCCUUUUUUUAAAUACUUUCGUCGAAUCAAAAAAAUACCCUUUUCAAUUGCUAAUAAUUAUUUACAAUAAAGUAACUUGCAGUCUAACCAAUAUAUACUCUAUACCCUUGCACCUACUAGAUAACAAGGGGAGAUAAAUAUUUUGAGCACACAACGGUAACACCUAAAAACCAUUUCAUAGCUUCGGUCAAUCUUAAGAAUUUUACUCACGUAGCUUGAAUAUACCUUACUAAUUAAAAGCCCUCAGCUACCUUAUAACCUUACUGUACCUUCAUUAAAUUUCUGAGUUAUGAACUGUAAUUUGCUAAAUACUAAUAAGGCAAAAUAUCUAUACUUUGGACCCCAAACUAAGAGAGAAAAAUGACAAGAUUGGACUGAAACUACAUGGUUUUUUACGUUUCUUUUAGCACGCUCUAAAAAUUGAUCCAUCCCUGACAAUAAUAAUAGACUAAUGCAGCUUUAACCAAUUUUUAUAAAGUUUACACCACAGCCGUCACAACACAUUUUCUCAUAAAUCGUGCAGUAAAUAUCACACGUUCUUGAGUCUGUCACGCACAAAAUGCACGCACGCCGUCCGAACGGAAAAUUGUGCAUGCAUUAUUUUAACAGAAUUAUAAAAAGUAACUGGCUUUCACAGUGGCUACUGAAUGUAUAGCUCCGAACGCGCGUGCAUGCACCACACAUGCUGUUCACAGAACCUUGUUCAGCUACGCAGCCUAAUGUGAGAACUACAUUACGUACAUAUAUUUUCAAGUAGAGUACCUCAGCUUACCCGAAUAAAUAGUAUGGGAUCAGAGUAUCACUUCAUUUGCGUCUGUGUAAAUGGGAUGCACUGCCUUCAUCGGCUGAAACUUAACACGUUAUUCCCACUCAGUAGGAGCUGUAGCGGGGUUUUGACACGAUGAUUAGCUUGUCCGUCCUGCGAUUACCUAUUACAAUGAUCGUUAAACCUUCGUACGCACAAGCCAAACCUAUUUCGUGCCACGAUCACAUCGUAACCUCGCUAGGCGGCUGCAAAUUCCGAUUCCCAUGAUUAAGAAUUGUUGCCACAACAGGGCUACCAAGAGAUAGAAAAAGCAUCAGUGAUCCAAAAAGCAUUCAAAAGACACUGAAUAGUUGUGCCGUAUGAAUCUGCAACCUAAGAGGUAAGCACGGGGAAAAAAACCCAAUCUCUCCAUCUCCAAUCUCUUCCAACAGAAAGCGCAGUGCCUAGACAGGAAAGCUUUGGCGAAAGACAAUAAACAGUUGCGCCGUACGAAUCUGCAACCUAAGUGGAAAGCGCAAGCGAAAAAACCCAACCCCGAUGACCCCACCAGCAGGGAAGCACAGAUCCCUUCCGACGGGAAAGCGCAGCUUUCACGAGAUGCGUUCCCGAUCUCUAGGUCGACCCAAGGACAAAGGCCGAGAGACACGGUUGUUCGGACAUCCGGUGGUUCGCGCGGCGAGUGUCUCUCCGCCUCCUUCCUCCUCCUCCUCCUCGCUACUCUACUUGCAGAUUUCUCCCUCACCGUAUCCGGACGACUACCCCCCGGACAAUUACCCCCCGGACAAUUACCCCCCUAGGGCAACUCCCACCCAGACAACUACCCCCCUAGUGUUAGGGUUAGGGUUGUCCUAGGGAGGUAGUUGUCCAGGGGGUAGUAGUCCUAGAUUUCUCCCUCACUGGUUGGAGGAUUUUUUCGGGGUUGACGCGAGGACGGCCGACCUUCUCUCCUGCGGUGUCAGCUGAUCCGACUCGACAGACGCGCCCGGCUCUGAAACGGAGACAAGACGCUGCGGCGGUAAACUGCUUGCUUCCCGUCUCUGUGGUGACCUACUAGCUUUCCAUCACCAUGGUA
This is a messenger RNA of Priapulus caudatus, 4776 nucleotides long. RefSeq names its product RNA pseudouridylate synthase domain-containing protein 2-like. The transcript is spliced from 11 exons. Gene Ontology annotation, biological process: pseudouridine synthesis. Gene Ontology annotation, molecular function: pseudouridine synthase activity; RNA binding. Bases 111 to 1943 code for a protein of 610 amino acids. Lineage: Eukaryota; Metazoa; Priapulida; Priapulimorpha; Priapulimorphida; Priapulidae. The record is from RefSeq and is a predicted model, not a curated record.